Molecule: messenger RNA, 1626 nt
Organism: Phytophthora sojae
Lineage: Eukaryota; Oomycota; Peronosporomycetes; Peronosporales; Peronosporaceae
Exons: 4
Coding region: 1-1626 (541 amino acids)
Molecular function (GO): protein binding
Source: RefSeq, a predicted model, not a curated record
AUGCAUCGACUGGGCGUGCGGCACGCGGAGGUGGCGGUGAUCAGCGACGAGCUGAUCAAGAAGGUGGCGUGUGCGGACCUGGACCCGGCCAACAACAACGCCAUCAACGAGGCCGACCAGAGCGUGGACUUCAUCAAGCUGCAGACGCUGUCGCUGUCGUUCCAGAACAUCUUCAAGAUGGAGAACCUCGAGACGCUGCGCCACCUCGUCAAGCUGCAGCUGGACAACAACGUGCUGCAGGAGAUCGACGGCAUCGGCCACCUCGUGCACCUCGAGUGGCUGGACCUGUCCUUCAACAACAUCUCGAGCAUCAAGGGGCUGGAGAACCUCGUGAAGCUCACGGACCUGAGUCUCUACAACAACUGCAUCGCCAAGCUCGAGAACCUCGACACGCUCAAGGAGCUCCAGCAGGUAUUGUCCAUUGGCAACAAUUUGCUGCCUUCCACGGAGGGUCUGCUCUACUUGAAGUGCCUCGAGAAGCUGCGGGUGUUGAAUUUGAGCGGCAAUCCCGUCUGCUCCGACCCGGAGUAUCGACCAUUCUUGCUGGCUCACUUGGAGAAGCUCCAGUAUCUGGACUACGCGCUUGUGGACGAGAACGAGACCGUGCAGGCGCGUGAGCAGUACCAAGACGAACUGGAGGAGCUCAGGGAGGUGAAGGCCAUUGAAGACGCUGCUCUCGCCCGAGAAGCCGAGCAGCAGAAAUACUUGAACAUGUUGCGCGACGCCAACGUGAUCAUCCUCGAGACUUUGUUGACGGACAUGUUCAAGGAGGACACCGAGAUGAGCAAGAUCGAGGUCUUGCCGGGGCUGCGCAACAUCAUCGACGACUACACGGAGAAGGCCAAGGCGGCGGCAGAAGACGUCAAGCUCAUUCUGCUGGAGAAGCACUCCGCGCUGACCAAGGAAGUGGACGGGUUCAAAGCCACGUACGAGAAACUCCAGGCCGACGCCCAGGAAGCGAGUAUUCGAGCGGUGGAGAACCAUCGGCGGACUGCCAAACAGCUUCUGAAGCAGGCAGCAGCAGCCAACAGUGUCUCGAACUCGGAUGUCGACGGCUCUGGCUCUGCUGCGGGGCUUCAGCUCCUCCACGACGCCGAACUUUCCAGUGAGAAGCUGCACAACGAGCUGAUGAAUCUCGAGUCUGACGUCGUUGAGACAGCGCAGGAGCUCAUCACUGCGAUGGAAAGCUCCAUUGAAGCGGUAGGCUCCGAGGCCCGCGACAUUGCCACGGAGCACUUCCGGACGAUCGAGGUGCUUGAAAACAACUUCUUCGAGAACGUGAGCCAGCUGGCAGUCACGUUACUGGAACGGAUGGCGUCCGACGAUGGCGAGGAUGACGACUACUUGACUGAUGAGUGUCGCGCCAUCCUGAACGACCGAGAUGCGCUGAACAACGCUAUCAACGGGUCCCACGAUAUCCACAUCGGUAAGCUGCUAGCCCAGGAAGACGCCAUGCGCGAACAGAGUCUCGCCAAGGUGGCUGAGAUCGUCAAAGGUGCAAAAGAGCAGGAGUGGGCUCGCAAUCGAGCUCGCAUUGCCGAGGUGCUGCACCUCAAGGAGAAGCAUCUGGGCGAGAUCAACCGUUUGCGCGAUGAGAUUAACCGCGUGGACGAAGAGUUCUACUAA